AUGUGCGGGACUAGUCCCAGUUCCAGUUCAAAAAAUGUCGGUUUUCGAUAUGAAUUUACUUUAAGGAUUGGUCCCGAUCUGCCAAUAUUAGCUGGUCAUAGUUAUGCUAUGUUACUUGUUGCACGUAGUAUUCAAGGAAUUGGGUCAUCGACUAUAUUUGUUUGUGGUCUUGACAUAUUGACCAAAAAGUAUCUAAAUGAGAAAGAACGAGGUCAAGCAGUUGGAAUUGUAUAUAGUGGAGUAGUCCUAGGAACACUCGUGGGACCAUGGUAUGCUGGUCUUUUGUACGAUUUUGCUAAUUAUUUGGCUAUAUUUCUUAUCCUAACUGGACUUUUGGUGUGCAAUGGAUUGUUACAUUUAUCUAUAAUGAGUUUUAAAAUUAAGUUUAUGGAGGCAAAAAUAAUAGGUCCAUCAUUAAUAACAUUGGUAAUGGAUCCUUAUAUAUUAAUUGCUACAGGUGCAUUCUUUAUUGAUAAUAUAAGAUAUGCAUUAAUACAAGCAAUAUUGCCAACUUGGAUGAGUAUACCACAAAUAAAAAUAUUUUAUGAAUUGAUUGCACCUAUGUUUAUAUUAGGCGUAUCUGGAACUAUAGUCGAUGUGUCAGUUUUACAAGUAUUAAGUGAUCUUGCUGAUAAACGCCAUUCAUCUGUUAAUGCAAAUACAUACGCAAUCGUUACAACAGCAGGAUCACUUGGGUAUGCCAUAGGUGCAUUGGGAGCCGGCUCUCUAAGUGAGGCAAUAGGUUUUUCAUGGAUUAUGUAUAUGAUUGCUAUUGGAACUGCAAUAUAUACCCCACUUGUUAUUUUUCUCAAACAACAAGAAUCAAAAGAAACAUCGGAACCUCAACUAAUUACUAUGCGUUAUACAGGAUCUUUCCCAAAACUAAGCAUACAUCCAUCGCUAUCACCAGCAGCAGCCACAACAAUAAAUGAAAAUUCAAGCGAGAGCUUUCUGAAAGCAUUGAAAUGGUAG
Messenger RNA from Didymodactylos carnosus, 972 nucleotides. The record is from the annotation of a GenBank genome assembly. NCBI's taxonomy places the organism in Eukaryota, Metazoa, Rotifera, Eurotatoria, Philodinida, Philodinidae.